Giardia duodenalis is the source of this 909-nucleotide messenger RNA. RefSeq names its product Coatomer delta subunit. Bases 1 to 909 code for a protein of 302 amino acids. Lineage: Eukaryota; Fornicata; Diplomonadida; Hexamitidae. The transcript has a single exon. The record is from RefSeq and is a predicted model, not a curated record.
AUGAGUAUCCUGGCAGCGUCGCUCAUUGAUGGAGACGGAUCAGUUUCUGUUUCCAGGACUUACAUACCUGGAUCUGUUGGGUCCUCUACUUCUUACUGGACCACUCUGUACAGAUUUCUUAAGGACCCCUCACUCAGUGUUGAGAGCAAAGCAGCGGGGUCCAUGGAGGUAGAGGGUUUUAUCUGCACUUAUCGGAAGCUUCUGUACGAUCACUAUCUUGCCUUAGUCUGUAAGCGACAUGUUAACAUCGCAGACAUUAGUGACACAGCCGCCGUGCUUGUUGAUCUUCUUAAUGAACUCGGGCCCCUGGAUAGUCGGGAAACCCUUUUUGAUGCUCUCUUUGUCCUAGACGAGACAGUGCAGUUUGGCUUUGCAGAUAGGCCUAUCUCCCUUAGAUCUGUACGCGAACGAUUGGAUAUGCACAGCGCCGCAGAGGAGGCGGCAAUAGAGGAGCGGAAGGCCAAAGAAGCAGAGGCAGAAAAGAUUCGCCGAAAGAAGGAGGCCGAGUUUGCUGCCCAGAAGGACCUCGAGACAGGGAUAGGUACUGGCGCACUUGGAUUAUUUAACAAAGCGAAAGGCUGGCUUGGUCUAGGUGAGGCCAGGCCAGAGAAAAAGUGGGGCCAUGGGAUCCCUGAGGCAGAACUGGAGAGAUUACGGAAGAAAAAUCCUCGGGGAGCCGAUGCAGUCGCUUCUAAGGUGACAGAGAGCAGUAGCGAAGAAACGUCCACUGACAGUAGCAGAGAUCAGAAUUGGACUUCUGCCACAUCGAAGACAAAGCAUCCAAAGGAAAGCGCUCCCGUAGCACCAGCGUCUGUAGACAAUGAGUCUAGUUCUGAUAGUAGUAGCGAGCCUCCCCCAUCGACUAAGAGGCCCGUUGGCCGUGGCAUAACACUUACGAAGCGAAAGUAA